Colletes gigas is the source of this 4808-nucleotide messenger RNA. RefSeq names its product nuclear pore complex protein Nup160 homolog (gene Nup160). The coding region runs from base 94 to 4359 and encodes 1421 amino acids. Gene Ontology annotation, molecular function: structural constituent of nuclear pore. Lineage: Eukaryota; Metazoa; Arthropoda; Insecta; Hymenoptera; Colletidae. The record is from RefSeq and is a predicted model, not a curated record. The transcript has 10 exons. Gene Ontology annotation, cellular component: nuclear pore.
UUAGCAUUCGGUGCCCGCUAAAUUUUAGAGCGGCAUUGUAAUGUGAUUUAAAAGUUGAAUUGACAUAGUGAUCAUUUAAAAAUAUAGUGGAAUAUGGAAGAAUUUCCAUUAGGUUACCGAGAAGUUGUACCGGAUCAGACAGUAUCGGAAAAAUGGAAUGUAAUCACGUUAAACACAGGAGGAAGUCAAAGUACAUUAGAGGAUAUAAAAGUGCCAGAAAGAACUGGUGGAUAUUCCUAUAAGGAUUGCUCAAAAUUUUUUACUCGCAAUCGUUUUAUUUAUUGGCGCAUUUCACACAAUCUACUUGAAUUAGUUGAACACAGUUUAGAUAUUAAUUUGGCUAAUUGUAGAGUAACAUACAAAUUUACUGAUGCACCAAUUUUGGAUGGUAUUUCAAUACACGAAACAGCUAAUACAGUUAUUAUAUUAAUAGUAACUGUUUCUAGUGUUCAUAAACUAACGUUUCCUCAUCCUGAAAGAAUUUAUAAAAAUGAACAUUCGCUAAGUACAUACAAGGAUCUGGGUGUACAAUCAAUAUUCAAUGAUGCAUCUGCACCAAAUGUGAAUAAAACAAAAGAGGAACCUCAUAUGUUUCAUGUAAUUACAAAUGCAGGAACUACAAAUUCUCCAGUGCCUCAUGCAGCUGCAUCAUGGUUUAUACCACCCCAAGAAGCAUUAUUUGCUCUUGCUUAUAAUUCGGGAACUAUACUUCUCUUGAGAUUAGAUAUUAAGACUGGUCUAGUACAUACUAUCGAAUUAAAGCAAGAUUCAAUUGUGCCAAGAUUUCUCAGUGGCAUAGCAACUGCUUUUAGAGGUCGUAAUUCUGAAGCUCAUGUGGCUAUGUCCUUAGUAAUACAUAAUUGCGGAAGUGAUACGUAUUUGUUCGCUUUGUGUCGCGAGGGUAAUAUUCGUAUGUGGUCCUGUAAUAAAACUCAAUGCAUAGCUGUGACUGAUGCAGCGAUUGAUAAUCGUAUUGCAUCUCAGGGUGCACAGGGUCAUAUGAUGAGAAAAGCAUUAGGUCCUGAUAAUGUAUUAUAUUUGGGGAUAUAUUUAAAAUUUAGUACUAGGUGCGAAUUUUGUAUUUUAAAACCAGUUCAAAAUAAUGGCAUAUUUAAAUUCGAGAGAUUAUAUACAAGAUUUGCACAAGAUCAACAUUUAGUCGACUUUUCUUUCACAACUACUCGAUUGUGGGCUGUAUGGAGAACUACUGAUAUGGAUACCGUUGAAGUAACACACGCACAAAUAUCCUUAAGUGGUGCACGCGUUAAUUCUGAAUGGGAAACAACGAUUCUAGAGCAAACACCAGACAGAGACAACAUUCUCAGUGAUCUCGACAUUAACCCUAGACGUACAUAUAUUAAUUACAUUUUUCAUCCUGGGCAAUUUUCGUUGGCCGAUAUCACAAAGGCAUUGAAUAUCUAUAGGAGGCCCAAAAAAUUUGUCAGGAAGACUUACAAGAAGAACUUUACUGGUCAAAGGAGCAUAAAAAACAAAAUUUUUUCUGCCGAUGAAUUAAAAACACGUAUAUGUAUUGAAGUGGAAGCUAUGAUACAAGCUGAAGUUACGGAUUAUGAGCUUAUGGAUGAAGAUUACUUGAAAAUUGCCAAUCGCUGUUGGUCUAAAUUUUAUUCCUGUGUCAUACAGUAUCAUGCCAAUAGCACCAGACCUGUAGGACUCUUAUUACUACCAAGCGUUUACGGAGUGAUUCUACUUAAAAAAUCUUCAUUCUCGCUUUUAAGACCAAUGGAAGCUUUAGAAUAUUUGAUGUUCUGCAAUGAAAAAUCGUAUGUGUCUCGGUUCAAAACUACACCCGUUUUAUCACAAGACGAAGAUAUAUGUCAAGACCUCAUUACGCUGAUGUCGGUAUUAGUAUUGUUAGAAGAACAAUUGUCCGAGGAAACUAAAAUGGUGAUAAAAAAAGAAUUAUAUCAUUUAAAAAGUCCAGACACCAUUAUUGAUGAAUUAUUGUCGAAAUUGAUGCUAGAGUCAGAAGAACCUAUUAGUAAUUUUAUUACGCAUCAUCCAAGUUGCCACAGAUUGUCAAAUAUUAGAGAUAUAUCCAGUGCCAUAGCAAUGUUGUUGGAAGCAUUAACGUAUGAUCUUGGCCAACCAAAUAAGUUACAGCUCAAUGAAGAUCAUGAUGCUUCAAAAAUGUUACUUAACAUAAAUCACUUUUUUGGUAGUCAAUUGGGAAUCUCGGCAAUAUCGAAGAGUGUUGCCCAAAUAACGCAGUUGAGAUUUUCAAUCUGUAGAAAUCUUUUAAUUUUACAACAAAUGAUACUCUUACGACCAGAGUUGUUUGAUUCGCGGUCAUUACAUUCCAUAAAAUCAUCAUUAGCACCCAGAACAGUAGUAUUAACGCAAGCUUAUUAUGUUGUAACAUGGAUAUGCGAGUCCACGGCACUACCAACACUUGCGCAAUCGUUGCUAGACUCCAGUAUUCGAUGUCUAACGUUGUUGAAACUCGUUGAUUCGAGAACAAACGUGGGAUUCAGGCACCAUCGAUCAUUGUCGUUGUUAGAAUUAUUUAUACAAAGUAACGGUGCGAAACAUGCUCACAAUUUGAUGGUUCAUACAAAUUUGGAUGCAACUACUCUGAUACCGUGGCAUUUCGGUAUGCUAACACAUGUUACCCUCAUCGCACAACUUAUAUGGCCAAGAUCUGGAAACUUUAUUUUCCCCAAAUGGUUAUUAUCUAGUUGCCAAUUCUUAGUCGUUCAAGAAUAUGUGAGACUUUUGAACACAUGGUGCGAAUGGAACAGCGCGUCAAGGAAGUUUAUAUUGGCAGUUGCGUUGCUUGAAAUGGGAGAAGCGCAAAAAGCUUGUGAUCAUUUCCUACGAGCUUCUGGGGGAAUUUUGACUGAUCCAUUUCUAAUUGACACCUUACUCAAGUCUAACGAACCAUUGGAUAGUAAUCCGUUAAUUCAAUACUAUCUAAAAGUCAUCAAACUGUUUGAGGAAUAUAAUGCUGCUGAUUGUAUUAUAGAACUCGCUGAAACAGCUAUAUUAAUGGCUGACAAAAACGAUCCUAAUUUACCAACACUCCAUUCUAUAGUGUUUACACAAUAUUUGAACCUGGGUCACCACACCAAGGCUUACAACUGUCUAAAUUCGAACCCAGAUACUGCACGUAGAGUGGAUUGUUUAAGACAAUUAGUAGUAACUUUAUUCGAGAGAAAAAAGUUGAUAGAUUUAAUUUCAUUUCCAUAUGUGGAUAUGUACGAAGAUCUUGAAAGAAUAGUAGAGGGUAGAGCCCGGAGCAUGGAUCUCAUGGAAAAUAAUUAUUAUAAUUUUUUGUACAGUUUUCACAUAAAUAAAGGAAACAUGCGUAAAGCUGCUUCUGUAAUGUAUGAACAAGCUAUGCGUUUAAGCCAGGAAUCGCAAUCUGUUCCUAUUGUAUCAAGGCAAGCUCACUGUUUAUUAGCGUGCAUUAAUGCAUUGCACCUUGUAUCAGAUAAAUAUAGAUGGAUUGUUAGACCUGUUAUCGAUGAAAAUUAUCCAGAGGAACUAAAGUAUCAAGGCCCACAAACAAGAAGUGGCACUUGCAAAAUAAAGAAGCAGGUCGAAGUUCUUGAAUUAAGCGACAUAAAGAAGGAAUAUUAUGUAGUAGACGCCAGAUUGAAAAUAUCGAAAAUAAAUUCAGAAUUACACAUCGUCGCGCACGCUGGUCCCUCAGAACUGAUCAUUAUUUUGUCGACUAUUGGUUUAUACACGACAGCAUUACAUCUCUGUGAUCAAUUUAAAAUCAAUAAAAGUUCUGUACUUGAAAGUCUGACCUCGCAGUGUAUACGAUUAUGUCGGAGGGAAGAUUCAAAUGCUUGGGACUGGCUUAUUCAAAAUGACAUAUUUGACAUUGGCUUAUCUAAUACAAAUAUUACAAAUACUGCUUGGACAUUAUUGGAGCAUUUAACGUUAAAACACGAAAAAGACGGGUCUAGUGAAUUGCAUAAAGCGGUUUCCAAAAAGUUACUUCAAGAAGGAGCAUUUAUACCUCAAUGGUUAUUAAUGUCGUAUAAGAAACGAAAUGCUGCGGAGCUUCUCCGUCUCAUGUUAAACACCGGUAGAAUAUUAGAAGCUGGCAAUUUAGCAGUUGAAUACAUUAAUGCAGUUUUAGGCACUGGUAAAGAACAUUUUGGACUUGAAACAUAUUUGACAUCCGUAGCUCCAGCAGUUUGGUUACCAUUCAAUACAUUAGAAGUACUUUUGUAUGAAUUGAAAGAAACUAGUACUAGCACAAACAAUAAAAUUUUUUCUGAGGGUUACCAAAAGUUGCAAGAAGCAUUAAAUGCCUAUGAACAGAAAGUAAUAAGGGUAUCAGAGGAUAUGAUUAAAAUAAAAUUAAAUAACAAGAAACGCUAGCAGUAAGUGAUGCUGUUGUAUUAAUAAACAUUAUAUUAAAGUUAUACAUUUGACACAAAAAUAUUUUCUUUUAUCACUAUAAAAAAGAAGUAUAUAUGUUAUAAGAACAUUUAAUACGUAUGUACAUAUGUGUUCUUAUAUCAGUGAUAAUAGAAAAGAUAAAAUGAUGCAUUGUGUCCGUGAUAAUGACAUUAGAAUGUAUCAAGCAUAAAUUGGUUCAUAAUAGAUUGAUAACAAUGCCGCAAAUAUAAGAAUAAUACCAAAAAUUAACAUGACAAUCGCCACGACCAUUUGUGGACAUCUUUUGAACAAAACCUGAAAUUAUUAUGAAUUUAAAUUUAUAUCCCAAAAAAAAUAUUCUAUAACGAAUAUGUGAUAAUAAUAUUGCAAUUGUGAAUUUGCGAGAAAUUACCAUUAAAACAAGUACCAGGACAAGUAUGAAAAUUGUU